Messenger RNA from Paramecium sonneborni, 1420 nucleotides. The record is from the annotation of a GenBank genome assembly. Lineage: Eukaryota; Ciliophora; Oligohymenophorea; Peniculida; Parameciidae.
AUGAGAUCAAUUAGCAAUUUAUUAUCUUCAUUAAUCUCUAAGUAAAAUACACCUUUUGUUGAAAAAUUAAUUAAUAGUUCUUUGAUGCAAAAUAAUCCUUCAAUUAUGAUGACAGAUAUACUUUAUUUAAUAGAAUGUUUUGAGGGAUUUGGCCCAGAAUGUAAUGGAAUAUAUUUAACAGGAAUUGAAUAUUUGUAACAAUUUUUUAAGGCAAUUACGGCUAAACCAUUAGCUGGAUUCAUAGCAACUAAAAUUACUUUAACGAUCCAUCUAAUAUUAUAUGAAUUUUAAAUAGGAGAAACAAUAGCCGAGGAAAUGAUAAAGGAAGGCUCAACUAUACAUGUGCUAUAAAACCAACAGUUCAGUAACUUUGUAAUAAAUUAUUUGAUGUACUUGAUGAAAUUAGCAUAAAAUUUAAAAUUGUUUUAUGCCUGCAAAAUUGGAUAAUACCCUAUAUUCGAUUAAGAUUCAACUUUUACAUAAUAUUCAGAGAGUACAAGAGAGCAAUAGUUUUAACAAUUUAAUAUAUUAAAGAAAAAUAAUAAUUUUAGGGAUACUAAUUUGUAAUAUAGAAAUUAUUAGUAAAAGAAACUAGAACUGCAUAUGUAAUCACAGACAGGCUGCAUUACAAUGGAAUAAAAAAUUUUGUACCUUUUCAAGCUACAUAAUCUUUUGAAUUCAUGUAUAUAAAUUUUAAAUUUAUGCAUAAAUUCAUUGAUGCAAUAAGAUAGAUAAGAUUGUAAAAAUAUUUUCAUUGAAAUAAGUUGUGUUUUGUGGAAUGAUUGUAUGGUGAUGUAUAAAUUUUCAACUUAAGAAGUAAUAAAAUAAAUAAAAAUAGUUAUGCAAAUUACUUGAUUGCUUUAGAUAUAUGCCUUUGUAGCAAUUGCUUUCAAUUCAGUAAAUAUAUUGGGCAACAAUAAGUUCAUCCAAUUUAAUUAAAUGGAUUUAUCAAAAUCGAAAAUAUUUCGAUUCAUAAAAUAUUGUGAAAUAGCCAUUUUGGUUUGAAGAAAAUAAGUAGUUAUGUAGAGAAUUAUAAAACAGCAUAAUAGACAACAAAAUACAAUCUAUUCCAGAAACGGCAAGAAACACAAAUAAACUUUCAACACCACAAGCUUAAAACAAAAAAUCUCCAACCAAUAUACCUCAACCAUUUACAUCAAGAAUAGGAAACUCUUAGAAUACUACAAAAACAACAAUCCCAUAAUAACCUUAUUUUGUUGCAAAUAAAAAAUUAUAGUAAUAAUAUCAAUAAAUUGAAGUGUAAUAACCCUUAAGUACAAGAGCAAAAAAUAUAAUAGGGAGUAUUUUCUCAGAUGAUGAAUUAACUAUUUCUCCUAGAGAAAGAGCUAAAAAUUAAUAAUAAUGAUUAAUAAUAAAUAAGAAUUGUUGUGAAGCGUAUGAAUAUAAUAAUUAAAGAAAG